Molecule: messenger RNA, 1397 nt
Organism: Gadus morhua (Atlantic cod)
Lineage: Eukaryota; Metazoa; Chordata; Actinopteri; Gadiformes; Gadidae
Gene: necab3
Product: N-terminal EF-hand calcium binding protein 3
Exons: 13
Coding region: 169-1263 (364 amino acids)
Biological process (GO): regulation of amyloid precursor protein biosynthetic process
Cellular component (GO): cytoplasm; Golgi cis cisterna; endoplasmic reticulum
Molecular function (GO): calcium ion binding
Source: RefSeq, a predicted model, not a curated record
AGAAAGUUGCAGAACAUAUUUUAUUCCUGCCUGGACUAGUGGACUUGACGGUUUAUUGAGGUCGCAGCGUCUCCAUCACUUCUUCCUCUCCCUCUGCAGAUUUGCCUUACCAGGCUGAACGCUCAACACGCUCAACGCCAAAGGUGUGUGUUUUCGACGCAGUCCAAGAUGCUGGCUUGUACGGAGAUGAUAACCAUGUGCCUGCAGUCGGCCAAACGCAAGCAUCUACUGGCUCAACAGCAACCGCUGCAGAUUACAGGACAAGGGCUUCCGAUUUUCCAUGAUAUUUUCCGCCGUGCAGACAAAAAUGACGACGGCAAGCUGACGUUUGAGGAGUUCAACACCUACUUUGCAGACAGCAUCCUAACCACCGAGGAGCUCCAGGAGCUCUUCUGCUCCAUCGAUGGACGACAGAACGACAACCUUGACACUGAGAAACUCUCAGAUUACUUUGCUCAACACCUCGGGGGGUAUGUUAACGUCCUUUCCGCCCUGGAGAGCCUCAACAUCGCCAUUCUCAAAGCCAUGGAUAAAACUAAAGAGGAGUACCAGGGGGCCAGUGUGCUGGGACAGUUUGUCACCCGCUUCAUGCUGCGGGAGACCUCCAGCCAGCUGCUGUCCCUGCAGAGGUCCCUGCAGUAUGCCAUGGAGGCCGUGGAGGAGCAGAGCUGCCCCCAACCGAGGAAGGAGGUGGAGGCGCCAGCAGUGGCGGUGGUCCAGAAGGUGGGCCGGCGUUGUGGACGACGCGCUAACGAGAACCGCCCCUCCUCACCAGGGGACCAAGCGCCCUCCCUGACCACAGGUGUGAGUGAGGACGGUGAGGAGAACUGGUGUUCUCAAAUCAGCAGGCUGCAGCAACUGUUGGACAAGUUGGAGUGUCAGAGUCCCAAGUUGGAGCCACUAAAAGAAGACUCAUUGGCCGGCACGUACAAAUCUAACCUCCUGCUGGUCCAAAGGCAGGUGACGGUGGCUGAGGAGGAUCUGGAGGACUUCCAGAAGGUCCUGAAGAGCUACUCCGACGCCACCGCGGCCCACAGCGACAACCUGCACAUGUCCGUUCAGAAGCUACCGGAGAAGUCCUGUUACAUAAUGUAUGAGUUCUGGCAGGACCGCAUCUCCUGGAUGAGCUACCUGCAGUCCAACAGUAGUAAAGACUUCCAGCGCUGCGUCAUCCAGAUGCUUGUGGGUCCAGAGGUAGUGGCCACCAUGCUGGUCCCAGCUUCCUGGUGGAUAAUGACCAACAACAAUGACAACAUAAAUUGAGCCCAGAAUUGUACCCACUGCCCACACUUAGGACUGGACCAACAAACACACACACACACACACACACACACACACACACACACACACACACACACACACACACACACACACACACACACACACACACACACACA